AUGUCAAGAAGGAUUUUUUAUAACACAUACUAUUUAUUUGUAAUUUUAACUUAUUUUACUUCUUUAACUAAAUCAAAUUUUCAUCAUACUGAUCCAUCACAAGCAGAAGUAGAAUAUGUUGAUUGGGUAACUGGUGUUCAGGUAGUUUUUUGUAGGGAUACAUUUGUUACUCAGGCAGAUAUAGAAAAUAAUUUUAAAAAAGCAAUAGUUAAUGUUAUCAAUAAACAUUGUCGUAAUAGUACAGCUUGUGGUUUAAAGAAACCUGUUUCAUUUACUCCACAAAAUAUAAUUUUUAUGGAAGGUUUUCCUAGAAGAGAAUAUGAAGCUAUAAAUUUUCGUUUCCUUAUUGUACUUCCAACAGAAUCAAUACCGAUGAAAAAAAUAUCAAAACCUUUACUUCACAAACAAUAUUCUUCUGAUGCAUUUAAAAAAUUUUUAGUUGAAGAGAUCACAAAUAAGUUAGGAUGGCACGUAUUAUAUUUUGAAAAAUAUCCGAAAUAUGAUAGGAUUACUGAAUUUAUGAAUAUUGCAUUGAUACCAAUAGCAUUAACUGCAGGCUUGUUAAUGAUAUGUUUAGCAUAUUGGUCAACUUGUUUAAAUUCAAUUGCAUUUAAUAAUGGAGAUUGGAUAGUUAGUGGAGCAAGUGGAGGAAAAAAUGCAGCAUUACGUAGAACUAUGGAAAUUAUUAGUGAACAAGAAGCAUUCUUUAAUCAAUAUUUAAAAGAAAAACAAUACAAUGAAAAUUUUAGUAAUAAAGAUAUAGAUGAUAAAAAGAAAAAUAAUCAAAUAAUGACUAUAACUAAUAUAUCACAAUUUUCUAAAGGAAAAGAAAAAAAAGAUAGUCUUGGUGUCAAAAAUUUUCCAGGAAAUGAAUGCUACGAGAUGCAAGAAAGGAGUAAUGAGGAUAAAUAUCUAUCAAAUGAAAAUGUAUAUGACAAAAAUGAAGAAUGUGUGGAUAAAAAAAUUUCUAAAGAUAAAAAUAACAACAAAGAUAUUAUUAUAACAAUAUCACAUAGGGAUAGUGAUAGUUCAUCAUUAACUCAAGAACAAGAAGCACAAUUACUUGCUAAAAUUAGUGAAAGAGAUAAACGUAGAGCUUCAGUAUUAAACUUAAAUUCAGAUGUUAUGAAAGAAAUAAAGAAAAUGAAACGCCAUCAUCCUAAAAGAAAUAGUAUUUUUUCAUUACCAUCACCUAAAAGAAAAUCAAUUUGUUCUCCUGGUAAAAAACAAUGGAAAACAGGAAGUAUAAUGUUUAACUUUAUGGGAAAAAAAUAA
Messenger RNA from Strongyloides ratti, 1275 nucleotides. RefSeq lists its product as hypothetical. The transcript has 4 exons. NCBI's taxonomy places the organism in Eukaryota, Metazoa, Nematoda, Chromadorea, Rhabditida, Strongyloididae. Bases 1 to 1275 code for a protein of 424 amino acids. The record is from RefSeq and is a predicted model, not a curated record.